Trypanosoma brucei brucei TREU927 is the source of this 885-nucleotide messenger RNA. RefSeq lists its product as hypothetical. Gene Ontology annotation, molecular function: DNA binding. The transcript has a single exon. The coding region runs from base 1 to 885 and encodes 294 amino acids. The record is from RefSeq and is a predicted model, not a curated record. Lineage: Eukaryota; Euglenozoa; Kinetoplastea; Trypanosomatida; Trypanosomatidae.
AUGGCCGCUACACCUCAGACCGACUAUUUGUUAGAUGAGCAUAUACCGGCGCCACCGUACGACAUGCUCAAGAAACUUCAGUUGUUUCGCACAACACUUGUGAACUUUAUUGAGUGGAAGAACUUCGAGGAGGUAGUCCGCGGUUGCUACGUGCGGGUGUUAUUAGAAAUGCGCAGUGAAGACAUGCGGCGUGAUAAUAGUGAUCACUACUACAUCGCUUGUGUUAGAGGGGCGCGGAGGGGUCCAAAGUACUCGGGGUUUUCCGCCGACAUGGCCUGUACUGAAUGGCAUAUUGUGAUUGAGCUUCCCCCAUGUUUCCGAGCUACGCAAAACGGGAAUGUUGUGCAACUCAACUCCAUUUCGAAUUCCCCAUUCCGUCCAGCGGAGUAUCAGCAAUGGGUGGAAAUGACAUGUGAGGCUGGUGUGCCCUUCCUGAACCCCUCACAAAUUCAGUUCCGCUUAGACAUGCUGGAGGAGCAUAAACAAAGAGCAUUGGUGCCUGAGAUGCGAAGGAAACGUUACGGUGAAGAUUCAGCACUUACGGAGCGAAGGGAGCGGGUACUGAAAGCGCUAAGAGAGGAAAUUACAAUUGAGGUCUUUAGCACCCACGUACAAAUGCCAGUAAUCGCGGAACUGCAGCACCGGUCGUUGGAACAGUUGCAGGAAAUUGAGCGUGAGAUGUUAGAAAUGAUUAGCCGCGUGCGCAUGACUAUCAAUGAGCGGUCAAAGUGUAUGGUAUGUCGUCGGCGCCUCUGCACUGUAAUCUGUUAUCCGUGCAAACACCAGGUGUUGUGCAAGGACUGUGCGCAGUACAUUUGCAACAAAUGUCCCGUACCUUCUUGCAGUGAACAUGUGAUGGAGACAUUUGAGGCAUAUACAUUGUAG